AUGGGCAAACGCGCACAGUCUCCCGCCUACGUCUUGGGCGUUGGCAUGACCAAGUUCAUCAAGCCACGCGGAAAGGUUGAUUAUCAUGAGCUGGGUUUCGAGGCUGGUGUCAAGGCCAUGUUGGAUGCCCAUAUAACCUACGACGAUGUUGACCAGGGUGUAGCAUGCUACUGCUACGGAGACAGCACCUGUGGCCAGCGAGUAUUCUACCAGUUCGGACUUACGAAGAUCCCCAUUUACAAUGUCAACAACAACUGCUCCACGGGUUCAACCGGCCUGGCUAUGGCUCGCACCAUGGUCUCGCACGGUGCUGCGGACUGCGUGCUCGUGGUUGGAUUCGAGAAGAUGAGCCCCGGAAGUCUCUCUUCCAAAUUUGACGACAGAGAGAACCCCACUGGCAAACUAGGCGAGAUGAUGUUUGCCACCAGAGGACUUACCAAUGCUCCAGGAGCUGCCCAGAUGUUUGGUAAUGCUGGUGUUGAAUAUAUUGAGAAAUAUGGCGCAAAGGCCGAGGAUUUCGCCGAAAUCGGGCGUAUCAACCACGAACACUCGAAACGAAACCCAUACUCCCAAUUCCAAACCGAGUACACCCUCGAGCAAGUCGCCAACGCACCCAUGAUCCACUUCCCCUUGACCAAGCUCCAGUGCUGCCCAACAUCAGACGGCGGUGCCGCAGCUGUAGUCGUCUCACAAGCCUUCCUCGACGCCAGACCACACCUCAAGAGCCAAGCUAUCCUCAUAGCUGGUCAAUGUCUCGCCACAGACACCCCUUCAGUCUACAACCAAAGUUCCAUCAGUCUCAUGGGCUUUGAGAUGACCCGAUAUGCCUGCCAGACAGCCACUGCCGAAGCCGGCGUGAACGUCAAGGACGUCAAGGUCUGCGAACUACACGAUUGUUUCUCUGCCAACGAGAUGAUCACCAUCGAUGCGCUGGAGUUAUGCGAGCCAGGAAAGGCUCACGAGAUGGUUCGGAAGGGCGACAUCACAUACGGCGGAAAGAUGGUUAUCAACCCCUCUGGCGGCCUGAUUUCCAAGGGCCACCCGCUAGGUGCGACUGGUAUCGCUCAGUGCGCAGAGUUGGUCUGGCAUCUGCGUGGUUGGGCCAACAACCGUCUGGUUAAGGGUACUGAUGUUGCUUUACAACAUAACCUCGGUCUCGGUGGUGCUGUCGUUGUCACGGUGUAUAAACGUGCAGACGGCAAGGCGUCUACGGAGGUAUCCAACGAAGAAGUUGGAAAGAUAAACCAGCUUGGACAUAACCCUGCUGUUGAGGCGAAGGGAUUCACAGCCGAACAAGCCACCAGAGUGCUCAGCAAGGAAAACCGCAGCGAGUGGGCUAUGGGAGAUACCCAGGAGAAGGUGCUCGCCCGUUUUUAG
Arthroderma uncinatum is the source of this 1377-nucleotide messenger RNA. RefSeq lists its product as uncharacterized. NCBI's taxonomy places the organism in Eukaryota, Fungi, Ascomycota, Eurotiomycetes, Onygenales, Arthrodermataceae. Bases 1 to 1377 code for a protein of 458 amino acids. Gene Ontology annotation, molecular function: acyltransferase activity, transferring groups other than amino-acyl groups. The record is from RefSeq and is a predicted model, not a curated record. The transcript has 2 exons.